AUGUGCUUGGUUUUUAGCCUAAUCAUUAUGUCCUAUGAUGUCGGCAAGAAAGAACUCAGAGAGAGCAGCUGCCAUGUGGGACAGCUGCCAGGGUUCUUCCCAAAGGAUGUGAGACGAAUCAGGGAUGUGUUCAUGCAAAGCAGGGAAUCAGAAACCAAAAGGUCUACAUUCAUUCAAAAUCAGACUGUGCUGCAGUGCCUUGGUUCUGGGAGCAAAGUCAAAGUCAACCUUGUGUAUUCAGAGAAAAGGUCAAAGGUCAAGCAGACGCUGAGAGUCCUUGCUGCUCCCCGCAGAAACAGCACUACCUCCCCAAACUGUCACUUAACCCCCACAUCCAAGUUUCAGACUGGAUCCCUUCUAACAGGCAAAGGUGAGACUGGAAAAUGACAUGGAGGUAGGCACUGACUUUUAGCUGACAUCCUUAAAGCCAGGUGG
Molecule: messenger RNA, 435 nt
Organism: Callorhinus ursinus (northern fur seal)
Lineage: Eukaryota; Metazoa; Chordata; Mammalia; Carnivora; Otariidae
Gene: CUNH17orf78
Product: chromosome unknown C17orf78 homolog
Source: RefSeq, a predicted model, not a curated record